Trematosphaeria pertusa is the source of this 1022-nucleotide messenger RNA. RefSeq lists its product as uncharacterized. Bases 145 to 834 code for a protein of 229 amino acids. NCBI's taxonomy places the organism in Eukaryota, Fungi, Ascomycota, Dothideomycetes, Pleosporales, Trematosphaeriaceae. The transcript has a single exon. The record is from RefSeq and is a predicted model, not a curated record.
AAAGUGAACUGUGAAAGGCGCUGUGAAGCAAUGAAGUGGACAAAGAAAUUGUGAAUUCGACGACCAAACUGGGUUAGCGCGUGCGAAAGUCAAUGACAGACAAACGAUUCACCGUCUAAGACACACCACGAACAACAAAGAGCAAUGUGCAGGAGAUCUAACCACACGCAUCCCUCAAGCGUAAUGAGUAUAUAUCACGGUCGAAAAUUUGCUUCCUGGACGAUAAACUACUCCUGGGCCGCUACUAAGACAUUACUGCGAGAACAAUAUCAACACCAACUCGAGAUAAUGAGCUCCAUUCAAGACUACAUCGCCAUAUACAGAGACCCCGGACCCUUCGGCCGAAUUCUCGAGGGCAUAUUCCCCGACACGUCAAAGGCGCCCAGCCCCCCCAAAGACCAAUCCUUCACCAUCGGCGUCCGCCGCCCGGAGAUGUACUACCCCAAGCCUCCAAAAAACCCGAGCAUCAACGGCGUCGUUAAAUCCAGCUACAAUGACGCGUGGAAGUAUGCGCCGACUGUCACGAAGGCAAACAUGGGGAAGUUGAAGCUCGACACGACGAUGGUCUACAAGGAAAAAUUUCCGGAUAAUGUGAAGUGCUCACAUUUGCGGCUAGGAGCAACGGAGUGUAUGAGCGGUACUUGCUUCUUUUUGGGGGUUGAGGAUGAGCAUGAGGAGGUGAGGCGGCUGGAGGUAACGGGCACGAAACCGUACCAUGGUGCGCAACCGAAGGUGAGGAAGUGGGAUGUGGGGCAAAUGGAUUUGAUUAUGAGUAGGAGGGUGUUUAUUAACGGGAAGGGGACGGCUUGGAUUGCGUGUGUGGAGGAUUGCUAGGCUGGCACAGCGAGCUUGACGAUAACCGAGAGCGCGAACAAACAGCAAUGGUAAUGCAACACUUAAAGAGGUAUCCAAGACGUCAAGGAAACCCGGACAGUAGUUCUUAAAAGGCACGCUCGCUGGUAUAUAUCAAAGGGCCGAACAGUUAUGCAACAUGACUGAACCCAGACUUAUUACCUCUUUCC